AUGUCCACUGCUGAUUCCGCAGAGGCAAACAUUAGGAAAAAGCAAGCCGAGUCCGUUUUUCUGGGUGUGCAACUCCUCCUCGUCCCCUGCAUCCCCCUGAAGCAGGUGGUGGUGUACCACGAUGUCAACCUGGAUUUGGAGUUUCUUAGCUUCAUUGGCAACCAGGAGUCUGUGAGCACUGGUGGCUUCUUAGGCCUGGAACCUCUUUUUGGGAAGCCUCAUGGGUCUCAGACAGCUGUGCCCUUCCCGCUCCCCUCCAGCUGCCAGAUGGCCAGAGUUCUCCCGUGCCCUGGAAUGUGUCCCUCCCUGACCCCUCCUGGUGACCAGAGCCAAGCCAAGAAGUCUGUGCUCUCUUCCCAACGCAUCCACGUGGAGCAGCUGGACAUUGGUGUUGAUACUUAUUGUGCCCCCCCCCUCCCCCCCCCCCCCCCCCCCCACAACCGUCCAGCCUCCUGCCAUUGCCAGCAGGGCUCAGUUGCCUGGAGCCCGUUCAGCCCAUCCCCCAGUUCACUUUGUUUGUGGGAUCUCCCCGUUGCUCCUGUCUCUGGACGGAGUGGCAGGCCAUCCUACAAGCAUCCAGACACUUGGCAUCAGUGGUGUCAAGACAACUCCAAGAAGGUUUUCCGUGAUCCUUCAAGCCCUCCGUUCCUUCCUGGUGAUCUUGCCUUCAAUUUGAUUGUACAGGUACCACAGCAAGCCAGUGCUGUGUGCUCCAAAUUCCAGGGCGUCCUGCAGCUCCGCCCCUGCACUGAGCACAAGGAAUCUGUGUGGGGCCCAGGAGCAGGGAGUCACCCCUUUGGGACGUACAACACCCAGCUGUCCCCAGACUCGUGUCCAGGGAAGAUCGUGUUGAGGGGACUUAAGGAGAGCGGGGCAGGGAUGCCUGAGCAGGACAAGGACCCCAGAGUCCAAGAGAACCCUGAUAAGAGAAGGGUCCCCUUGGUCACCAGGGAUGCACGGUCUGCAUUUCGGCCCCUGCGGGACAAUGGAGGUCUCUCUCCUUUUGUGCCCAGGCCUGGGCCACUGCAGAGAGACCUCCAUGCCCAGACCUCCUGGACGGGCUCGUGCACCAAACGAAAUGCUAUCUCGAGCUCCUACAGCUCCAUGGGAGGCUUCCCGUGGCUAAAGAGGAGGAGGGGGCCAGCCUCAUCCCACUGUCAGUUGAUCCUCAGUUCCUCAAAGACAGUGAGUGAGGACAGGCCUCAGGCUGUCCCUUCGGGUCACACCCAGUGUGAAAAGGUGGCAGAUACAACACCAGGGCAGACACUCGCCCCCAGGAAUGGCUCCCCCAGAUCCCAGGCCUCUAGGCCCUGUAGACGCAAGUUUCCCCUGCUGCCACGCAGGCAAGGGGAGCCUCUGAUGCUGCCACCUCCCUUAGAGCUGGGGUUCCGGGUCACUGCUGAAGACCUGGACCUGGAGAAGGAGGCGGCGUUCCAGUGCAUCAACAGUGUACUGCGGGGUGAGGCCAAGGCCAUCUGGGACUGCAGACCCUCACGGCCUUCCUACACUUUGUCCUUACUUGAAACUGGGACUUGUGGUCUCCCUGCUGUUUCUGAAGCACUGAGCAUGGAUGCACAGCAGGAGAGAGACAAGUCCCAAGACUCCCGGGGCCCACUGGUCCCCCUAGCUUUUGCUGCAGAGGCUCCCUCUACAGCUCCUGUGUCUGGGAAGAAGCACAGACCACCAGGCUCCCUGUUCUACUCAGAUCCCCUUUCUGCCACCUCUUCCCACUCCCAGGAUCAGGUCACCUCACUGAUUCCUGCCCCCUUGCCAGCUACAAGCAUGGAGGGCAGCAUGAGAAGCCCAAGGCCUGGCACUUCUGGAGCCAGUUCCAGCCCUGCAGCCACGCCCACGGGCUUUGGGAGCAGAGAGCCAGCCCCAGCUCUGAGUUCCCUCAGAAGAAAAUCGGUAAAGAGAAAGGCCCCGAGCACCACCCAUGACAAUGGGGCAUGAGGGGGCCUGAACACCAGGGGCCCCCCAGGCUGAGCACAUCCUUGGUGACUGCAGGAACUGGCACAGGGAGUAACUCUGUUGGGUGGCAUUUUGGUCUUUACUUUCCAUCACAUCCCUGGGGGACCAUUUAAGCAGACACCCCCAAUUGCAAGUCGGGGACCCAGUGCCACAGCAAACGAGGCAGGCUGCACGUGCAAGUCUGGGCCGGCCUCUGACCCAAGCAACCCCACUUCCCGCGUGGGCACAGCAAGGAGGAACCUGGCCUCUUAAGGCUCCCUCGUGCGCUGUCAGGGGUUCUGCUGGACACAGGUCCAAUGGGCCAUCGUCCAGCUCAUCCUUCUCCAUGUUGGGCUUUUGAGCCCGUCAUAAAUUCCUUGCCUAGAGUGAAGUCCAGGAGAGUUUUCUUUAGAUUUCCUUCUAAUAUUCUUGUAGUUUCGCAUCUUACAUUCAAGUCUUGGAUCUCUCUCGAGGUGAUUUUUGUACAUGCUGAGAGAUAAGCGUCCAGGUUCGUUCUUCUGCAUGUGGCUGCCCAACCCUCCCAGUACCAUUCAUUGAAGAGGGUGUCCUUUCCCCAGUGUGUGUUUCUGUCGGCUCUGUCAAAGAUCAACUGGCUGUGAACAUGUGGCUGUGUUUCUGGGCUCUCUCAUCUGUCCCGUUGAUCUAAGUGUCUAGUUUUACGCUAGGAUUAUACCAUUUUGGUAACUAUGUACUUGUCAAACAUUUUGUGGUUGUAAUUUGCAGUGAAAUGGGAUGCCUCUAGUUUUGCUGUUUUUGCUGAGGAUGACUUUGGGUCUUUGAGCUCUUUUUUUUUUUAGUCCUUUUUUGUGAAUUUCAGGACUUUCCAAUUCUGUGAGUGGUGACAUUGGUAUUUUGGUAGGGGUUGUAUUAAAUCUCUAGACGCUUGGGGCAGUGUGGUCAUUUUGAUGCUAUGAAUUCCUACCAUGAGCAUGAAAUGAUUGUCCAUUUCUUUCUCUCCUCUUAAACAUUUUCUCAGUGUUUUGUAGUUUUCCUUCUAGAAAUCUUUCACCUCCUUGGUAAAAUUUCUUCUGUGGCAUACGUUUUUCCAUUUUGUUGCUAUUGUAAAUGGGAUCGCCUUCUUAAUUUCUUUCCCAACCAGACCAUUAUUGGUGUAUAGAAAUGCUGCUGAUUCUUGUUGUUGUUGUUGAUUCUAUAUUCUGCAAAUGGCUGUAUUAAUUUAUUUAUCAGGUCUAGGAGUUUUCUGGUGGAGCCUUUACAUGUUUCUAAAUCCAAGAUCACAUCUUCAUCAGACAAGGAUAAUUUGAUGUCUUCUUUUCCAAUGUGGAUGCCUUUUAUUGUGUUCUCUUGCCUGAUUGUGCGAUGUCGAAUAGGAGUGGUGAGAACGGGCAUCCUCAUCUUGUUCCUGUUUACAGAGAAAAUGCUUUCAACUUUUCCCAAUUCUGUAGUAGGUUAUCUAUGGCUUUGUCAUAUACAGCUUUUAUUAUUUUCAGGUAUGUUGGGGGUUUUUUGCUGUUAUUUAUUUUUGUUUUUUGAAAUGGAAUCUGGCUCUUGCCACCAAGGCUGG
Chlorocebus sabaeus (green monkey) is the source of this 3496-nucleotide messenger RNA. The record is from RefSeq and is a predicted model, not a curated record. NCBI's taxonomy places the organism in Eukaryota, Metazoa, Chordata, Mammalia, Primates, Cercopithecidae.